AUGAGGACUGUUAUCUAUCUAUUUCCGUUAUCUAUCUAUCUAUCCCAGUCUGCUCACAUCUAUCUAUCUAUCUAUCUAUCCCAGUCUUCUCAUAUCUAUCUAUCCCAGUCUUCUCAUAUCUAUCUAUUCCUAUGUCUGUUCAUAUCUAUCUAUCUAUCUAUCUAUCUAUCUAUCUAUCUAUCUAUCUAUCUAUCUAUCCCAGUCUUCUCAUAUCUAUCUAUCCCAGUCUUCUCAUAUCUAUCUCUCCCAGUCUUCUCAUAUCUAUCUAUCUAUUCCUAUGUCUGUUCAUAUCUAUCUAUCUAUCUAUCUAUCUAUCUAUCUAUCUAUCUAUCUCCCAGUCUUCUCAUAUCUAUCUAUCUAUCUAUCCCAGUCUUCUCAUCUAUCUAUCUAUCCCAGUCUUCUAUCCCAUAUCUCAUAUCUAUCCCAGUCUCUAUCUAUCAUCAUCUAUCUAUCUAUCCCUAUGUCUGUUCAUAUCUAUCUAUCUAUCUAUCUAUCUAUCUAUCUAUCUAUCUAUCUAUCUAUCCCAGUCUUCUCAUAUCUAUCUAUCUAUCUAUCUAUCUAUCUAUCUAUCUAUCUAUCUAUCUAUCUAUCUAUCCCAGUCUUCUCAUAUCUAUCUAUCCCAGUCUUCUCAUAUCUAUCUAUUCCUAUGUCUGUUCAUAUCUAUCUAUCUAUCUAUCUAUCCCAGUCUUCUCUAUACAUCUAUCAUCUAUCCCAGUAUUCCCAGUAUCAUAUCUAUCUAUCCCAGUCUUCUCAUAUCUAUCUAUCUAUUCCUAUGUCUGUUCAUAUCUAUCUAUCUAUCUAUCUAUCUAUCUAUCUAUCUAUCUAUCUAUCUAUCUAUCUAUCCCAGUCUUCUCAUAUCUAUCUAUCUAUCUAUCUAUCUAUCUCCGUUAUCUAUCUAUCCAUUCCCGUUAUGAUGUUGAUUUGGGGUUAAUAAAGACAAACGCCAAAUAA
Molecule: messenger RNA, 951 nt
Organism: Acanthosepion pharaonis
Lineage: Eukaryota; Metazoa; Mollusca; Cephalopoda; Sepiida; Sepiidae
Source: the annotation of a GenBank genome assembly